Camellia sinensis is the source of this 789-nucleotide messenger RNA. NCBI's taxonomy places the organism in Eukaryota, Viridiplantae, Streptophyta, Magnoliopsida, Ericales, Theaceae. The record is from RefSeq and is a predicted model, not a curated record.
AUGGUCAAGCUGAGAUUACUUAAACACGCAUUGAGGAUUUGGAAUGUGGAGGUAUUCGGAAAUGUGGAGUCUAAGCUCAAAGCAGCUGAAGCAGAGUUACAUUCUUGGGACUUAACUGCGGAAGAAAGAGAUCUUCAAGAAGCUGAAGUUAGAAAACGAAUUGAAGUCAGAAAAGAAAUAUGGAAGCUUAUGAAAAUGAGAGAGUGGAUAUGGUUGCAAAAAUCGAGAUUGAAUUGGGCUUUGAAAGGGGAUAAAAAUACCAUGUGCUUUCACAUAAUGGCAUCAAGAAGGCAAAGUAGGAAUCUUAUUGAUUCAAUAAAGAUUAAUGGUAUUUUAUAUGAGGAUCCAACGGAAAUAAAAAAGAUAGUGUGGGCUUACUUUAAAGAGUUGUUCAUAGAAGAUUUCUCAGAAGCAGAGGUGUGGGUUGCAAUUAAGAAUGCGAUGGAAAUAAAGCGUCAGUUCCAUGAUAAUGGUGUGUUGGGAAAUGGAAUUAAUUGCUCCUUUGUGACUUUAGUUCCCAAAGUUGAUAGUCCUGAAUCAGUUAAAGACUUUAGACCUAUCAGUCUUAUUAGUUUCAUUUAUAAAGUGUUGUCUAAAGUGCUAGCUCGAAGGAUGAAAGUAGUUUUGCUAAGCAUUAUUGAUAGAGUUCAAUCAACAUUCCUGAGUGGGAGGAGUAUUAUGGAUGGAGUUCUUAUAGCAAAUGAGGUUGUGGACUGGUGGAAGAAGUCUAAUAGGAAAGUGCUAAUCUUAAAGCUCGAUUUUGAAAAAGCUGAUGACACUGUAAACUAG